GGAUAGAGUCAUUGACGGUGUCAUAACCACCUAGACCCCACCAAGAAAACACACUCAAAAACAAAAGCCUUCCAUUGAAUUUCACGUAAAUAAAAGUCUUCUCCUCUUCUUCCUCUUCGUUUCUCUCUUUUUCUUCCACUAAUGGCUUCUGAUUAGGCGUAAAAUUUCCAAACCCUAGCUUUUUGCUCUUCAUCUAUAUCCCAUACUUAUAUACGUAUACAUAAUAUAAAAGGGUACUAUAGUAAAUUGAAGGAAUCGAGGCGAUUCGAAGGGGAUCUGAGGAUUUCCCUGGAUCUGCUCUAGGGAUUCCGAUUGAAUGUGUUGCUUUAAAAUUACUUUAAGGGGCCUACUUAUAUCUGCUUGAUAUAUGAUGGCCAUUCCAAUGGAUAACAGUUUAGAUCAUUCGUCGCGGGAACGCGUUCAGCGCCUCUUCAAUAAGAAUGCGGAGUUGGAGAAUAAGCGUAGAAAAGCAGCACAAGCAAGAGUUUCUUCUGACCCGAACGCAUGGCAACAAAUGCGGGAAAACUAUGAAGCUAUCAUCCUUGAAGAUCAUGCUUUUUCUGAACAACAUGAAAUAGAAUAUGCCUUGUGGCAGUUACAUUAUAGAAGAAUUGAGGAACUCCGUGCACGCUUCAAUGCUGCACUAGCUUCAAAUGGAUCAACCACUUCUCAGAAUGGGAAAGGUCCACCUCGCAGUGGGCCAGAUAGCAUCACAAAGAUUCGCACACAGUUAAAGACUUUUCUCUCAGAAGCAACUGGAUUUUAUCAUGAUUUGAUGGUGAAGAUCAGGGCAAAGUAUGGCCUGCCACUAGGAGGUUUCUCUGAUGAUCCAGAGAAUCAGAUUCCUUCUUUUAAGGAUGGCAAAAAACCUAUGGAGUUGAAGAAAGGCUUGAUAUCCUGCCAUCGUUGUUUGAUUUAUCUGGGUGAUCUUGCUCGGUACAAAGGCUUAUAUGGUGAGGGUGAAUCUAAAGCUCGCGACUUUGCAGCAGCAUCAAGUUAUUACCUGCAAGCUUCUUCACUUUGGCCUUCAAGUGGCAAUCCUCAUCAUCAGCUUGCAAUACUGGCUUCCUAUUCCAGUGAUGAGUUGGUGGCAAUCUAUCGGUAUUUUCGUAGUCUUGCAGUAGAGAAUCCUUUUACCACUGCAAGGGACAACUUAAUCAUUGCGUUUGAGAAGAAUCGUCAGUGUUACUCCCAGCUGCCAAGGGAUGCUAAGGCUUUGUUCAUCAAGGCAGAACCUUCACGUACAACUGGAAAAGGACGAGGUAAAUGUGAAACAAGGAAGCCUCUGAAAGAUGUAAAGGUUGAAGCAAGUUUACCCAAGGAAAAAGCUUCAAGUAUAUCUGAAAUCUUCAAAACCUUCAGGAUGGGAUUCGUUCGGUUGAAUGGUAUCCUCUUCACACGCACUAGCUUGGAGACGUUUGAAGAAGUGCUGUCAUCGGUUAAAGCUGAUCUGCUUGAGCUUCUCUCUUCUGGGUCUGAUGAGAAGUAUAAUUUUGGUUUAGAUGCUGCAGACUGCAGACUGGCAAUUGUCAGGCUCGUCGCCAUCUUAAUAUUCACCAUCCAUAAUGUGAUAAGGGAAAGUGAUAAUCAAUCAUAUUCUGAGAUUCUACAGAGAUCAGUUCUUCUACAGAAUGCAUUUACUGCUGCUUUUGAGUUCAUGGGUCAUGUGGUUGAGAGAUGUAUCCAAUUAAAUGAUCCCUCAUCUAGCUUCUUAUUGCCCGGUGUUUUGGUUUUCGUAGAAUGGUUGGCGUGCCAUCAAGAUAUUGCACUUGGUAAUGAAUCAGAGGAAAAACAAGCAAGGGCUAGAUCUUUUUUCUGGAAGAACUGCAUCACUUUCUUUAAUAAGCUCUUGUCGACUGGGUCUAAGUUUGUCGAUGAAGAUGAAGAUGAAACAUGUUUUUUCAAUAUGAGCAGGUAUGAUGAAGGUGAGAGUGGUAAUCGUCUUGCGUUGCCGGAAGACUUUGAACUUAGAGGAUUUGUUCCUCUUCUUCCAGCUCAGCUUAUCCUUGACUUCUCAAGGAAACAUUCUUUUGGUGGUGAUAGUGGAAGUAAAGAGAAGAAGGCACGUCUUCAGAGGAUGAUAGCAGCUGGAAAGGCUCUUGCUAAUGUGGUCCGGGUUGGAGAAGAGGGAAUAUAUUUUGACACCAGGGGAAAGAAAUUUGUCAUUGGCCUUGAGCCCCAAGCUUCUGAUGAUUAUCAACUUAAUGGCUCCAGGGAAGUUACUAAAUUAAGUGGUAUUGAACUGGAAAGUCCAGAUGCUGGACUGUUGAAUGUCGGAGAUCUGCAGCCAAAACAGCAAUUGUAUGUGGAAUGUGAGGAAGAAGACGAAGUUAUCGUUUUUAAGCCGUCAGUGAUGGAAAAAGUGAAUGGCAUCUCUUCAAAUACAAUGACCUUAGCAGUUCCUGUGUCUGUUAUUAGCGCUGCCAGUGUUCCUUCUGGUGUUAGCAUGGCUUCUGUUAAUAUCUGUAGUGAGAUGGGGCCAUUUUCAUCUGCACUUGAGGGAUUGAGCUUGCAGAAUGCUUGGAGUACAAAUGUAAGGCAGCCAACAAGCAUUGCUCAUACCAAUACCCAAUAUGUGCAGCCAAUCCAAACAAGUGCUUCCAUGUGGUCUGUAGAGCAAGAUGCUGUUAUGAAUGGAUUGGUGGGGGGCCUUAACUUGAUGGGAAAUGGGCUAACUGCAGAACCUGAGUUGCUAAAUCAUCCAGAAAGGGUUCCACCUGCAGCAUAUUCAGUCCCUUUACCCCGGUCUGUGAAUUUUAGCACUGCGAAUAAUAUUCAUGUCCAGGUUCCAGAAGCUGCUAUACCAUCUACCUUCAGUUCACUUACAUCCUCAGUAGCUGGUUCAGAUAGCUUGUCAAUAAAAUCUUCAUCAGUUAUCUCGACAGGAAUGAAGAAAAAUCCAGUGAGCCGACCUGUUAGGCAUCUGGGUCCACCUCCAGGGUUUGGUUCUGCUGCUUCGAAAGUAGAUGACUCUUCAUCUGCUUUGACCUUAAAGAAUGAAAACAAUCCCAUCUAUCGUAUGGAUGAUUAUAGCUGGUUGAAUGGAUAUCAGUUACCUUCAACACAUCAGAGCAUUGGUUACAAUAACUCUCACAAUCAAUCAACACAAACAUACCACUCUGUGAGCAACAGUGGUAGCGUAGUUGGGAUGGUUAGCUUCCCUUUCCCUGGGAAACAGGUGCCCUCUGUGCACAUGCAGUCAGAUAUUCAGAAAGCAAAUCAACAAUCUGUUGCACUGCCUCAGCAGUAUCGAGGACAGUCCCUGUGGCAAGAUCGUUACCUUGUGUGAUGGAUAGGGAGACUAGAUGGUUAACAAUUACUGAGGAGAAUGUCCUCUAGCCUGUUGCUACGAAGUUCAACCAUCUUAUUGCAUUGUGGCCAAGGUUAUUAUGUUUUUUAUUGCAGCAUGGAUGGUCUUGGAAUGUUGCAGGCACUCGCUGUUGAGCAGUUGUGGGUUUGGUGCAGCUUGUGCCGAGCUAUUCAAACUGGUUGAGUAGAGACCGAUGUCAGUAGGUGCUGGAAUUGGGAGCUUUCAAAUUAAGAACCUUGACUUGGUUGGAUCGAUUUUUAUGUGGCCGAGAGAUCAGGCUGUGUGGUGGAUAGCUGGUUGGAGCAGAAGCAACAGUAAAUCAACCCGGUUUAAUGAUCUCAAAAAGAGUUGUGACAUACCAUGAUGAGCAACUUCCUACUAUUAAACGUUUACGGUAGAUGUCUUGGCAGUUCCCGUGUCUGACUUUGAAGUUCUGAGGGUAUUUUGCGUAUCCUGAAGAAGGAUUUGUUGUCGGAGUACUUGUGGAUUUAGAUGGAAAUAAGUAUAUAUCGUGAAAGCUUCUGACUAUCUAAACUUUUCCUGUUUGUUGCAGUGGCAAUCAUCUUGUUUGUUAUUUGGACUAUGUAUGCAAUUAUUCCAGUUACAAUUGCUGUGGCUGUGGUUGUGGUUGGAAUUUGGAUGAUUGAUAUUUUGUCAUCUUGAUGUUGGUGUUUCAUUUUUCCAACAAGGGAACCCUUCCUACU
Molecule: messenger RNA, 4014 nt
Organism: Nicotiana attenuata
Lineage: Eukaryota; Viridiplantae; Streptophyta; Magnoliopsida; Solanales; Solanaceae
Product: protein SMG7-like
Exons: 8
Coding region: 368-3289 (973 amino acids)
Biological process (GO): nuclear-transcribed mRNA catabolic process, nonsense-mediated decay
Cellular component (GO): telomerase holoenzyme complex
Molecular function (GO): telomeric repeat DNA binding; telomerase RNA binding; protein binding
Source: RefSeq, a predicted model, not a curated record